AUGUCGAUAAAGAAAAAACAGAUUUCAUCGAGUCUUCAAUCUGCUCUACGUCUACGCUGUUCACGAUUCCGAUCGAUAUCUCCUAUAUCGACAUCGAUAUCGCCAAUACAGACACAGACACAAGUACGAAAAUCAUAUUAUCAUUCAACUUCACCUCCUGCCCCACCUACACGUAAAUGUCCAAAUUGUUCACGGAUUAUUCCAUUACCUUUAUCACCUUGUCCUGAAUGUUCUUUUUUAUUGACAUUACCUUCUAAUCUAUCCCAUCAUUCACUAUUAUACCUUUCUUCUCCAAUCCUGCCUCCCAAUGCAGCGAGUCCGAAGGGGACAGGGACAGGGACGGGGACAGGGUAUGAUAUCGUAGAUGAGUUGAGUCAUUUACCUGGUAAUGGAUUCGAUUUGGAUAAAAACGAUUUAAGAAGUAAAUGGGUAAGAAGACAAAGGGAAUUACAUCCAGAUAAAUUCACGUCAAAAGGAACGAAAGUAGUUGACCUAGCUAGAGAAUUAAGUGGCAGAGUCAAUGAAGCUUAUAAUGUAUUAGGAGAUGAAUUGAAGAGGACAGAAUAUCUAUUAUCAAUACACAACAGGGCGACGGACGAAACAGAUAAGCUAGACGAUCCAAUGAUGUUGGCAGAGAUCUUGGAAGCGAGAGAGGAAUUGGAAGAAGCGGAUAACGCAGAGGAGAUACAAAGGAUACGCAAUGUCAAUCAUGAAAAAGUACAAGAAGUGAUUACUCAAUUACACGCAGCAUUCUCCCAAUCUCCGCCAAAUGUGGAACAAGCAAAGAACCUAGCUGUACAAUUAAGGUAUUGGAAGGGAUUAGAAAGUGCCGCCAAGGAAAAAGCUCUAUAA
Kwoniella shivajii is the source of this 852-nucleotide messenger RNA. Its product is annotated as Fe-S protein assembly co-chaperone HscB. The record is from RefSeq and is a predicted model, not a curated record. Gene Ontology annotation, biological process: [2Fe-2S] cluster assembly; protein complex oligomerization. Gene Ontology annotation, molecular function: protein-folding chaperone binding; ATPase activator activity. The transcript is spliced from 3 exons. NCBI's taxonomy places the organism in Eukaryota, Fungi, Basidiomycota, Tremellomycetes, Tremellales, Cryptococcaceae. The coding region runs from base 1 to 852 and encodes 283 amino acids. Gene Ontology annotation, cellular component: mitochondrion.